Molecule: messenger RNA, 6928 nt
Organism: Myxocyprinus asiaticus (Chinese sucker)
Lineage: Eukaryota; Metazoa; Chordata; Actinopteri; Cypriniformes; Catostomidae
Product: nuclear pore complex protein Nup98-Nup96-like
Exons: 34
Coding region: 194-5701 (1835 amino acids)
Biological process (GO): post-transcriptional tethering of RNA polymerase II gene DNA at nuclear periphery; RNA export from nucleus; protein import into nucleus
Cellular component (GO): nuclear pore cytoplasmic filaments; nuclear pore
Molecular function (GO): structural constituent of nuclear pore
Source: RefSeq, a predicted model, not a curated record
UUAGCUACGUUGUUUCCCUCCAGCAACACUAAGCACAGUCGUGAAGUUAGCUAGUUGACGUCCAAAACCGACAGCAACGGACUCAAGUUGGCUAUAAAUUCCGAGCCUUUUGGGCGAAAAACUGUUUACCGGACGUUUGGGAAAGCUAUCGAAGCAGAAUAAACGACAUAUGCUGGCUCUUUAGCAGUGCAAGAUGUUCAACAAAUCUUUUGGAGCUCCCUUUGGAGGAGGGACAGGAGGAUUUGGGACUUCAUCGACAUUUGGGCAGCAAAAUACUGGGUUUGGAACAACAGGUGGCUUUGGUUCUUCAGCAUUUGGGACAACCAACAAUACAGGAGGACUAUUUGGGACCACUCAGAAUAAACCUGCAAGAACAGUAUCAUCUAUGAGUGCUGCAAAUGACCUCAGACAUCUCAGCUCAGGUGGCCUCUUUGGCUCAAACACUUUUAGUCAGCCUGUCACAUCUUCCACCAGUAGUGGAUUUGGGUUUGGUGCCACCAGUGGCACAUCAAACAGCCUCUUUGGAAGCACCAACACCGGAGGAGGAGGAGGACUUUUUUCCCAGCAAAACAAUGCAUUUGGCACCAACAAACCAGCCGCGUUUGGCACUUUUGGUACCAGCACCAGUAGUGGUGGAUUAUUUGGGACAACCAACACAACGUCCAACCCUUUUGGAGGAACAUCAGGCUCUUUGUUUGGGGCAUCAAGUUUCACUGCUGCACCACCUGGCACAACAAUCAAAUUCAAUCCACCAACUGGGACUGACACAAUGGUGAAGUCUGGUGUGACAACCAGCAUCAACACCAAACACCAGUGCAUCACCGCCAUGAAGGAAUAUGAGAACAAAUCCUUAGAGGAAUUAAGGUUUGAGGAUUACCAGGCAGGAAGGAAGGGACCUUCCAACCCCAUGGCAGCUGGAACAGGUGGUCUCUUUGGAGCAGCAGCCUCAGCUACACCUAGCACUGGUACUGGACUCUUUGGCUCUUCUGCUCCAAACACUGGCUUCAGCUUUGGCCAGAACAAGACCUCCUUUGGCACCAGCACAGGAGCUUUUGGCACAACCACAGGAGGUUUGUUUGGCCAGCCGCAACAGCAACAACAGCAGCAACAACAGCAGCAGCAACAACAGCAGCAACAACAGCAAGGUUCCAGUCUCUUCAAACCAUUUGGCUCAGCCACCUCCACUCAGAACACUGGUUUCUCCUUCGGAAACGCCAGUACCAUGGGCCAGCCCAAUACCAGCAGCAUGGGUCUUUUUGGCAACACGGCUCCCUCACAGGCUGGAGGACUGUUCGGAAACACUAACACAAGUACCGCCACAGGCUUUGGCACAGGCACAGGACUCUUCGGUCAACCUAAUGCCGGCUUUGGGAAUAACCUUUUUGGUAAUAAGCCUGCUGGCUUUGGCACCACCACCACUAGUGCACCCCCCUUUGGCGCAGGCACCGGUCUGUUUGGAAACAAGCCUACACUCACUCUAGGAACUAACACAAACACCUCUACCAUUGGAUUUGGAGCAACAGGUACUGGUGGGAGUCUUUUUGGGAACAAAACUGCUGCAACAGGCAUGGGAACAGGAUUGGGAACAUUCUUUGGAGGAGCUGUAGGAACUGGGCAGACAUCAUUGUUUGGAAACAAUCAGAACAAGCUAGGCUCCACCCUGGGGUCAAUGGGUACAUUCGGGACUGGAGGCUUCAACACUGGAGCCAGCACACUGAAUUUUGGCGCUCCUCAACAGCCUGUGGCUCUGACUGAUCCGAGUGCAGCAGCUGCUCAACAGGCUGUCCUUCAACAGCAGAUCAGUGCAUUGGCCUACUCGCCUUUUGGAGACUCGCCUCUCUUCAGAAAUCCACUGUCUGACCCCAAGAAGAAAGAAGAGCGUCUGAAGCCCACAAAUCCAGCUGCCCAGAAAGCCCUGACGACCCCCACCCAAUAUAAACUGACCCCACGUCCUGCCACACGUGUGCGUCCCAAAGCUCUCUCCUCCUCAGGCUCCUCCAAAUCUCAGCUCUUUGAUGGGCUUGAUGAUGAUGAACCAUCUCUCAACAAUGUAGCCUUCAUGCCUAGGAAGAGCAUAAAAAAGCUUGUGUUGAAGAAUCUCAACAACAGCAGUCUGUAUAACAACUCUGUGAACAGAGAGGCUGAUGACCUGGCCUCCCCUUCAGAGUACCCACAGAAUGGACACUGUUUGAGUGUGGAUGAAGGCGAGACCAGAGAAGUGACUGUGGAUAGAAGUGGGGAGGAUGAUCUGGAGGUCUCAAAGUUUUACACCAAUCCAAUCACUAAACCCAUUCCACACACCAAGCCAAGCCCCUUACUACAGGACACCAUCACUGAGUUUAACCUGCGGCGAGCUUCCAGCUAUCGCAACGGCCUGGAGGCCAGCAGUGAGGAGAUCUCUCUGGCAGAGGAUUCCAUUCAGGAGGAGAGAGAUGAGGAGCUGGAGGCUCAGAAAUCUCCUCACCCUGCUGGUAUAGUUCUUGGCCGUUUGGGCUACUACACCAUCCCAUCCAUGGAAGAAUUAGGAAAGAUGUUGAAUGAGAAUGGAGAAUGUGUUGUGGAGAACUUCACUGUUGGCAGGAAAGGCUACGGGUCAGUUUUCUUCCCUGGUGAGUUGAACCUUACCAACAUGAACCUGGAUGACAUUGUGCACUUCAGACGCAAGGAGGUAAUUGUGUACCCUGAUGACAAAGACAAGCCACUUGUGGGAGAGGGUCUCAACAGACGAGCAGAGGUCACUCUUGACGGUGUGUGGCCCAAUGACAAGACAACAUGCUGUCAGAUCAAGAGUCCUGAGAGGUUGAUUGAGAUGAACUAUGAGGGCCGACUGGAGGCUGCCUCACGUAAACAGGGUGCUCGAUUCCUGGAGUACCGGCCCGAAACUGGCUCUUGGGUGUUUGAGGUUGCCCACUUCUCAAAGUAUGGCCUUCAGGAAUCUGAUGAAGAAGAGGAAGUUCCCCCAUCUAAAGUCGACCUAAAGAAGCUAAAGACGGGAAUUCCCUCUGGAAUCCAGCAGCUUCCACUGACCCAUCAGCAGAUGCCGCCACAGGCUCAGAGUACUGCAGUUUUUGAGCUUCUCAGCCGUGUGUCGGAGUUGGACAGCGACAUGGCUGACAUUACUCAAGAACCCACAGUGGACAGAGAUUUGGGUGAGAAGGAUGGAGAGAGAACUUCAUUCGAGGAGAGCAAACUGAGAGCUGAGACUCCUGCUGAACACGAACGGGUUUCUGCCUCCAGUCAAAUCGCUUCUUCAAUGGGUAUCAACCCUCAUACCUUACAGAUCAUGAAGGCCUCUCUGUUUGCAGAGGAUGAUGAGUGUGACCUGUUUCAAGAACAUGGCUCCUCAAAACUCUCACAGGAAGUGGCCUCCCCCAAAGUCCAACUUUCUGGAAUUGGCCGCACAUCAAUUGGAGGCCUGCUACAGUCCAAGUUCACCUCGGGAGGAGGGCUCUUUUCUCAGUUGCCAGAGGCUCCUUUUGGAGGAAUCCCUCAGAAGCUUAGUAAAACAUUAGCAACUGAAGCCCCGUGGCCUUCAUUGGGCCCCUCCUUCCUGUUGCCGCCCCCUCCCACAGAAUCUACUCUACGGACUGUGGGGGCCCGCAGGCUAGGGGGGCUUGUCCCUCUGGAGAGCUCUGUAACUGCAGGGAAAGGCCGUCUGCUGAUGGAUGCUGCUCUCUUUAGAGGCCGAUCUUUUAGAGUUGGCUGGGGGCCUAAUUGGACACUGGUACACUGUGGAGAUCAAAUUAGUGUCACCGAAGCAAUGGAGCAGGCAACGGAGACCAUGGGAUUUGGCUUCUUGCCCAAACCAACUAAGAGUAAACCGAUCACUGAAAGUCCAUUUAAAGUGCGUGUGGAGCAGGUUGUGGGCCUUGAACCCAAGGAAUCAGCUGAGAGCCUGUACCACAGACCACUGGAGAUCGGGCUGAAACAUAGCACAAUCAACACAAAGGACCCUUGUCCAUUUAUCAAGCCAGCAAGAGGAGUGGACGCUCUGCAUGAGUAUGCUGAAUGGAUUAUGGAGGUCAACAAAGAGACAGGAACAGAUGCUGGCUUGGCUCACUGGCGGCAGGUUUGGACUUUGUGUGCUGCUCUGUGGGGUCGUUUGGGUGACCAGGAGGUAGAGUCUGAGCAAUAUUCAGACUACCAGCAGCAGCUUGAGCGGCGUAGGAGCUUCUCGCACUGGCUGUCUGAGAGCGCAGCCGAGUGCAUUGAGGAGGAGGUGGGCCUUGCCCUGCAGCGCAACCAUGCUGAGGCUGUAUUCAUUUACCUAACUGGCCACUGCAUUAGUAAGGCAUGCAAACUAGCCCAGAAAAGUGGGGAUCAUCGCCUUUCUCUAAUGCUGUCUCAGGCUGUGGGCUCUCAGUAUUGUAGAGAUCUUUUGGCUCUACAGCUGAGUGACUGGAACAGGAUGCAGAUCGACUCCUUUAUAGAAGAGGAGAGAUUACAAAUCUUCGCUCUGCUUGCAGGCAAGCCAGUGUGGCAGUCAACAGAUUGCUGUAUAAACGUUUGCUCUGAGCUCGAUUGGAAACGGUGUGUUGCUGUUCAUCUUUGGUACAUGCUGCCUCCCACUGCUUCUAUAGCUGAUGCUCUCGCCAAAUAUGAAGUUGCCUUUCAGGGUUCAGAGGAAGGGAAAAGGUAUGCUUGCUGUCCUUUACCUCCCUAUGUAGAUAAAAUUGAGUUUUUGGGGUUGGAUGAAGAAAUGGAGGAGACCGAAUCCAAAAGGGCGCUCUAUGAUAUCUGCUUCCACCUGCUCAAACUUUACAGUGACAGGCACUACAGCCUACAACAGCUACUAGAUCCCAGCACAGUAACUGCUGAUCGUCUGGAUUACCGGCUGAGCUGGCACCUGUGGAAUGUGUUGCAGGCUCUGAACUACAACCACCUGUCCACCUCAUGCCAAUGCUUGCUGCACACCAGCUAUGCUGCCCAGCUGGAGAGCGCUGGACUGUGGGAGAUGGCUAUCUUUGUGCUGCUGCACAUACCUGACUCUGGAUCAAGAGAAAGUGCAGUGCGGAAGAUGCUCAACUUGCAUUGCUCCCUGGAGGAGACGGAAGAGUCAAUGGAGAAGGAGCGAUUUCUCAUGGAAAAGUUGCUCAUACCCAUCCAGUGGAUCCAUCAGGCCAAGGCCAUCCGUGCCUGCAGAGGAGACAAACACCGUGAGGCCUUACACCUUUACAGGGCCGGCCAGUGGAAUCACUGCCAUCGGAUAGUCAUCCAGCACCUGGCCUCAGACUGCAUCAUUAAUGAUAAUCAUAUGUAUCUCCUGGAGUACCUGGAAGGGUUGGCAGUGCCUGAGCGCAGUGUUCAGAUUCAAGGCUGGGACACAUCUGGUCGUGUCUACCUGGAUUACAUCCGUGUUAUCCAGACAUUGCAAGACAUCCAACAGACAGAGAGCCCAGGUUAUGAGCUGGAGCGAUUACAUACUGAGGUGACAUCUCUGUGUGGUAGGAUAGAGCUCCUCCCUUGCUCCAAAGCUAAAGACAGACUUUCACAAUCAGAGAUGGCCAAACGUGUGGCUAACAUCCUCCGGGUGGUCUUGAGUCUCCAGCAGGGUGGUGAAGGCACCCCAGACCCCCGCCACAUCCCUCUUUGCCAGCUCGCCCCACACAUUGGACGUCUGCCCAUGCCGGAGGACUAUGCUUUAGAGGAACUCCGCAGCCUUACUCAAUCUUACCUACAGGAGUAUGUAGUCAGUCAUUGAAUAUUAAGACAUGGACAAAAUUUCUUUAUCAGUUCUGCAGAGGUAUUAUGAGUCUUGAGUUUGAAUGACCUUCUGAACUCAAGUUAUAUGGCUGUUUCAGGCCAUGGUUGGACUAUUGAUGUAUAUUUAGGCACAAUACUUGUGAAAGCAUUCCAUGUGGUGUUUUUUUUUUUUUUUUUUUUUUUUCUUCUCUCUCAAAUCCAGUUUUUGUAUUCAUAGACAUGAUUUAUGUGAGUGUGUCUUUGAUAAUUAAAGUAUCCUUUGAAUACUCCUGUUGAUUGAUAUUUUCCUUACAAUUUUAGAAGGGGAAAAUGCCAGAUUUGACAACUUUCCAUUUGUCUGUUGGGUUAAAGUUAAUAUCUGGUGUAUUUAAAGUUAAAAUAUAACGUGUAAAUGUGUUUAGUUGAGACUACUUGUUCUCUUACCCUAUAACAAUUCAUACAUACUAUAAAAAUGCAUUUUAAAAUUCAGUUGUUUUUUUUUUUUUUCAAUCAUGGUGUUUUUAAGACUUAUUGUUACAGUGUGCACACCCUUUAAAGUAUUUUAUGGUUCCAAUGGACUCUUUAUGGGUGUAUAUGUUAAAGGUCACUCAUUAUGAUGUGGAUGAACAUUUGGUCUUUUUAUGGAGAUUAGAGAUUAAGAAUUGGGGAUUAAAAAUUAAUCUCUUGGUACCAAAAUAUUUGGCCACAUAUUAAAAAUGUAAAAAUGUAAGUGGUUGUCAUAUCUCUAUUUUGUAGGGUUUUAGACAUGUCAAUCUGGAAAACCUUAGUGUUAAAUGUUUGGUAGAAUACAAAAUUAAAUUUUAUGCUCUGAUCGGACAAAGAAGUCGAUAGAAAUAUAUUUUGGUUUUUCUAAAAUGUUUCUAAAUUGUUCAACAUUAUGUGACUGGCGAUUCUUAUAAAACUAAGUAAACCUGAUAGGAUAGGAUUUCGCUGAUGUAUGUAGUUACUUUACAGCAUAAAGAGAAUCCUUCAACCUCUCAGGUAGUUUUUAUUUUUUAUUUAUUUUUUUUAUUUUUUUGUGUGUGCCACAAUUGCAGUCCUCUAGAAAUGUGCAUAUUUCCAUCAAAUGUUUAUUUUCUAAGAACAUUAAACCUAGUUUGUGACAGAUUAUGCAUCAUAAUUAAGGUUCUGUUAUUUGAAUGAAUAGGCUUUUGUGACAGUCUGAUUUAUUGCUGUGCAUGUCUAAGUCUUUUAUAAAACUGAAUAAAAUAAUUGUAAUUUCCAA